Molecule: messenger RNA, 1905 nt
Organism: Peronospora matthiolae
Lineage: Eukaryota; Oomycota; Peronosporomycetes; Peronosporales; Peronosporaceae
Source: the annotation of a GenBank genome assembly
AUGCCUCUCGCCGUGCGUGAUGUGACUGCUCUUUUGCAAGUCCAUCUCCGCGUCCACAAGUCACGCUUUGACCGGUCAUGUAUGAAACAGCCGGAAUUUUCGCUGUCGACGCGCAUCGUGUUUCGUAGUGUCCAACAUGGCGGGAUCCGAUUGCAAGCUUCGUGGCAAGUCUUUCGUAGCUUUUCGGAAUUUCAAGGGCUCGAUGCUCAAUUGCGACUGGCAUUUCCAGACGAGAUGAAGCUGUUGGCCCCACCUUUGCCCCAUCGACGUCGAACAUGGCUACGUCGUCAUUGCAGUCCCAAAUUCUUGGUCAAACGUUGUGUCGAGUUGAAUGACUACUUUGUCCAAUUGCUGCAGCUUCCUCAUUUACGACUGACGAGAUUUCUGGAUCCGAGAGCGUCACUGGUGUUGCGAUGUUUCUGUAAUUUCGAGACUGGUCUUUUGACGUCAGAGGUGACGGUAUUGCCGAACCAAUUUGAGGAUUUUGUACUGAGUCUCGACUCUCGAGAUCGAGACAAGAACCAAGUGAAUUGCAACGUGAACAAAAGUGGAGGAGAAAGUGGCACUACUGUCACUAGUAGUGAGUGCAGUGCACCGUUAUCGGGGAGCAUCGAGGUGAACGAAAAGGGUGACGAAAGAGCAGAAAGCAGCGAUCGAGUGAGGAAUCAGUCGCAGGUGUUGACGAUGGUUGGAAAAGGAACGGAUGACAAUGCAAAAUUGGAUGAACUUGAAGCGAAUCUCAUGGACGACAAGACGCGACAUAUAGUCGUAUGCACCAAAUUUGAAUGUGCUUGUCGCGUCUCACCCUUUCGUGUCGCUCAUAACAAAAUGAAGCGCAUGUUGCAACAUCGUGGGUUCAAGCAAGUGUAUGCGCCACCUGCCGAUACUGCGCUCACGGCAUUGUAUUGCGUGCUGUAUAAGCUGCAGCAGUUGAACGAUUUGGACAAGCGGUUGUUUGAUGCACUGACAAGGAGUUCUUUCACGACAACGACGAAGAUGGAGAUCGUAAAUGACGGCUCGAUAGACGAAAAUACGUUGGAAAACGUGGCAGAUGAUCAUUCGCAACUGUCUGUCGGUGUCGAGCUUUUGCGUCAUACGCUAGCAAAUUACGGACUGCUCCACGUACAUGCUUUGGAACGACACUUUCGGACAUCGGCUGUGGAUCUGAAACAAAUACUGCAUGAAUUCAAGUCUCGACGGCAACUCAGGGUGGGAAAUGUAGAGCUUGUGUUGCUUGCUACGAUGCUGGAUUUGUCCAUCAACCUGAUUACGAAUAAUCACGAGGGAUCAGAACAAGAGAUUCUGCCGCUUGCUGGUCUACGGUCCAUUCGAAAAGGUGGUCGUAUUGAACUGACGUGUGGAUACAUGCUGCCUACAGUUGUUUGUGUCAGUGGAUUCUACCUGCUAGCUGAGCGGGAGCAGGAUGUUUCGGAAGCUGCGCUAUGCGUGGAAAGCAAACUGCUGGCAGAGUCACAGCAAAGACGGUUGUGGCAGGGCAUAGACGAAAUGGAUCGAGACUUCAUGGCAGAAAUCAAGCAAACUCUUUUAGAAGGAGAUGGUGCAUUUGAACUAGCGUUUGACUUUGACGUGGCGGAUUCCCUCAACACAGCUAUUCUGGAUGCUGUGUGGGACGAUUGUCAGCACAAUCCAAAUCUGUUUUAUCUCUUUCACCGGCAAGCUCGACAGUUUGGCAAGGGCCACAUUUCUGGCCGCGUUUUCAUGCAAUAUCUGGAAGUGAGUUUCGGACUCGAGGGCGCCAGUUAUCUUGUGGAUUUCUUGCUGCAUGUAUUGCCAGAAGAAGAGCUACGCAAGCAGUUGCUUCGCGCUCGGUGGAUUCGAGUACGACGUCAACUUUCCAAACGUGUUCUAACCUUGAGGCGGCUUGACAGCAUACAGGAACUAUAG